Molecule: messenger RNA, 2908 nt
Organism: Fundulus heteroclitus (mummichog)
Lineage: Eukaryota; Metazoa; Chordata; Actinopteri; Cyprinodontiformes; Fundulidae
Product: NLR family CARD domain-containing protein 3-like
Exons: 9
Coding region: 135-2786 (883 amino acids)
Source: RefSeq, a predicted model, not a curated record
CCUGGGUCAGGGUUAGUGUUAACUUCUCCUGGUUUUCUAUUCAGUGGAUUUAAUCUUUGUGGACUGUGGAAGGAUCAAGACACUGAGUGGACCUGAAUCCCUGGGAACUGACUGGUUCUGGUUUCUCUCUCAGAAUGACUGAAGUCUGGAAGAUGGAGGAUUGUGAUCCAAAGGAGAACAGAGCAGAACCUCCAGGAUCCAGUUGUCAGUCUAUGAGGAGUGACCGGUCCAAACAUGAACCUCCAGAAUUCAGUAAAGACCAUGGACCCUCAGAAGGUCAGAACCACAGACAGAGAGCAGAACCUCCAGGAUCCAGCUGUCCGUCUAUGAGGAGUGACUGGUCCAAACAUGACCCUCCAUUCUUCAGUCCUGAACCUGGACCCUCAGACUCAGAAACAGGACCUGGACUGCUGGCAGCCAAUCAGAGCAGCUGUGCUCCAGCUGCUGUGUUUGUGGGAGAAGAUGUUGGUCUGCAGGAGGUUCUAGAGGAACAUAAGAUCAGUCUGAGGAGGAGAUGUGAACGUGUGACUGAAGGAAGUGAUGAACCAGGAAGUAGAACCCUCCUCAACAGGAUCUACACUGAUCUCUACAUCACAGAGGGACAGAGUGAAGAGGUUAAUACCCAACAUGAGGUGAAGCAGCUGGAGAGAGCUUCCAGGAUCCAGAACCUCCAUGACUCUCCAAUCAGGUGCCACGACAUCUUUAAAGCCUUACCUGACCAACAUGGAGCCAUCAGAGUGGUUCUGACCAACGGCGUCGCUGGUGUUGGAAAAACCUUCUCAGUGCAGAAGUUCACUCUGGACUGGGCCGAGGGCUUGGAGAACCAAGAUGUCCGUGUGGUGGUUCUGCUGUCGUUCAGGGAGCUGAACCUGAUCAGAGGUGAGCAGCACAGUCUUCUCACGCUGCUCCAUGUUUUCCAUCCAACCCUCCAGAAGGUCCCAGCAGAGCAGCUGGCUGCCCACAAACUUCUCUUCAUCUUUGACGGCCUGGAUGAAAGCAGACUUUCUCUGGACUUCAACCACAGUCGGCUUGUUUCUGACGUCACACAGAAGUCAUCAGUCGAUGUUCUGCUGACAAACCUCAUCAAGGGGAACCUGCUUCCCUCGGCUCUGGUCUGGAUCACCUCCAGACCUGCAGCGGCCAAUCAGAUCCCUCCUUCAUGUGUUGCCAGGGUAACGGAGGUACGAGGCUUCACCGACGCCCAGAAGGAGGAGUACUUCAGGAGGAGGUUCAGUGAUGAAGAGCUGUCCAGCAGAAUCAUCUCCCACAUCAAGACCUCCAGGAGCCUCCACAUCAUGUGUGGAAUCCCAGUCUUCUGCUGGAUCACUGCUACGGUUCUGGAGAACAUGUUGACCACAGAGCAGAAAGGAGAGCUGCCCAAGACCAUGACUGACAUGUACUCUCACUUCCUGCUGGUCCAGACCAGGAGGAAGAAGAACAAGUACCAUGAAGGACAUGAGAGGAGUCCACAGGAGCUGAUGGAGGCUGACAGGGAAGUUCUCCUGAAGCUGGGGAGGCUGGCGUUAGAACAUCUGGAGAAAGGAAACAUCAUGUUCUACCAAGAAGACCUGGAGCAGUGUGGUCUGGAUGUCACAGAGGCCUCGGUGUACUCAGGAGUUUGUACAGAGAUCUUCAAGAGAGAGAGUGUGAUGUUCCAGAAAGCAGUCUACUGCUUUGUUCAUCUGAGCAUUCAGGAGUUUCUGGCUGCAGUCUACAUGUUCCACUGCUUCACCACCAGGAACACAGAGGUGGUGAAUAACUUCCUGGGGAAAAAAUACAGUAUAAAAUCUCUGGAUGACUUCCUGAAGAGAAUCAUGGAGAAAUCCCUCUUCAGUAAAAAUGGCCACCUGGACCUGUUUGCUCGCUUCCUUCAUGGCCUCUCUGUGAAGUCCAACCAGAGACUCUUAGGAGGCCUGCUGGGUCAGACAGAGAACAGUCCAGAAACCAUCCAGAGAGUCAUAAACAACCUGAAGAAGAUGAACACUGGUAGAAUCUCUCCUGACAGAAGCAUCAACAUCUUCCACUGUCUGAUGGAGAUGAAGGACCUCUCAGUUUUUCAGGAGAUCCAACAGUUCCUGAAAUCAGAGAACAGAUCAGAGGAGCUCUCAGAGAUCCAGUGUUCAGCUCUGGCCUACAUGCUGCAGAUGUCAGAGGAGGUUCUGGAUGAGUUGGACCUGGAGAAGUACAACACAUCAGAAGCAGGACGACUGAGACUGAUUCCAGCUGUGAGGAACUGCAGAAAGGCUCGACUUAAUGGCUGCAAACUCUCAGAGACUGAAUUUGAAGUUGUAGCAUCAGCUCUGAAGUCUAACCCCUCUCAUCUGACUGAAGUGGAGAUAAGAGAGAUCGAAGGAGUGUACAACUCUGGAAUGAAGCAUCUGUGUGAGAUACUGAAGAGUUCACUCUGCAGAGUUAACAUCCUGAGAUUGGAGAAAUGCAGUUUGUCAGAGAUCAGCGGUUCUUCUCUGGUCUCUGCUCUGAAAUCCAACCCCUCCCAUCUGACAGAACUGGACCUGAGCUACAUCUACGACCUGAAAGAUGCUGGAGUGAAGGAGCUCUGUGGUUUUCUCCAGACUCCCCUCUGCAAACUACAGAUAUUGAGAUUGGAGCUCUGCAGGUUGUCAAAGAUCAGCUGUGACUCUCUGUGUUUGGCGCUGAAGUCCAACCCGUCCCAUCUGACAGAACUGGACCUGAGAUGGAACAACCUGAAGGAGUCAGAUGUUCAGCAGCUGCAGGAUCUUGUAAAGAGUCCAGACUACAAACUGGAAUCUGUGAGGAGGAUCUGAUGAUCUUAGUAGAGGAGAGAAGCUGAGCUGUCCUGAUGAUCCAGAGGUUGAAGCUGCAGCAGUUUGAGUUUAAAGAGACUCUGACUGGAUCCUGAUGAUGAACUCUGAGUUUAGAGAUGUUG